Penicillium robsamsonii is the source of this 1035-nucleotide messenger RNA. RefSeq lists its product as uncharacterized. Bases 1 to 1035 code for a protein of 344 amino acids. Lineage: Eukaryota; Fungi; Ascomycota; Eurotiomycetes; Eurotiales; Aspergillaceae. The record is from RefSeq and is a predicted model, not a curated record. Gene Ontology annotation, molecular function: glycosyltransferase activity. The transcript has 5 exons.
AUGUUAAGCAGGACCAUUGUAUCUCCGAAAUUGCUUCGCGCCAUCUUCGUGAUUGCGGCUGCUUGUUUGGGGGUUGUGACGUUACUAAAACUUCGAAGCACGAACCGCUUCAUCGAUUCUGAUUAUGACUUCGCUGUUGAAUCCGGGAAACAUGUCAACUGGUCGCGAUUUGCGUACACCCAAUAUGCCACCGACCGGUUUUAUUUGUGCAAUUCGAUCAUGUUAUUCGAGAGCCUCCACCGGCUUGGAAGUAAAGCGGAUCGCGUGCUGAUGUACCCAUCUGAUUGGUCCGCAUCUGAGACCGGUGGUUCAAGGGAAAGCUGUAUGCUUCGCUAUGCUCGGGACCAUUAUGAGGUCAAGCUCAAGCCAAUCGAGAUACAGAUGAAAUCUGGGAGUGAUGUGACGUGGUCAAAGAGCUACACGAAACUGCUUGCCUUUAACCAAACAGAGUAUGACCGGGUCCUUAACUUGGAUUCGGAUGCAACCAUUCUGCAGACCAUGGACGAGUUAUUCCUAGCCCCGUCCAGCCCCGUCGCCAUGCCCUUGGCCUACUGGAAAGAGCCGGAAAAGGGAAUUUUCACAUCUGCACUCAUUCUCAUUCAACCGUCUGCAGCUUCCUUCGAUCGCACAAUGGAUGCAGUUUCUAGGGCCAACUCUAGCACCUUUGACAUGGAGAUUAUGAACAACGUGUACAAAGAUAGUACGCUUAUUAUACCGCAUCGGCCGUAUAUUCUCCUGACUGGAGAGUUCCGCUCCAAUAAGCACGAGGCAUAUCUAGGUAAUUCAGGCGAAACGUGGGAUGCCGAAAAGGCUUUCAAAGCGGCUAAAUAUUUGCAUUUUUCCGACUGGCCUGUUCCUAAGCCAUGGAUUAAAGCUCUCCCUGGUGUGGUUGAAGAUUCGCAGCCUCAAUGCGAGUUGAAUCCGGCAACUGGGUAUAAGGAUGACUGCCGCGUCAAAAACCUUUGGUUGGGAGUUUACGAGGACUUUAAGAUCAGACGAGAGCAUAUAUGUGACACUGCUGUAAGAGAAGGUUGA